AACUGGUCUUCCUGGCCAUGUCUAAGCCCUUAUUCUUGUUGCCUGAGUCCAAGAUAUCUCACCUAUAAAUACAGGUAUCAUCACCUUGCACAAAUAUCACCCAAAAAACAUACAACAGAUCAUAAUCACUACUUUUAUUACUACCAAAAGAGUUAUGGGUUAUCACAGCUUCUCUCUCCUUGCCAGCUUUCUCUUGCUUUCUCUUGCAACCACAGCUUUCUCGUCAACACUUUCACCUUAUUACUACUACAAAACAUGUCCCCAAGCUUUACCCACCAUCAGAAGAGUUGUGGAGGAUGCUGUAAGGCAAGAGCGCCGCAUGGGCGCUUCUUUGCUCCGCCUACACUUCCACGAUUGUUUCGUUCAAGGCUGUGAUGCUUCAAUUCUUCUUGACAAAACCUCCACCAUUGACAGUGAAAAGACUGCUCCUGCUAAUAAUAAUUCUGCUAGAGGAUUUGAAGUCAUUGACAGAAUCAAGUUGGAGGUCGACAAGACAUGUGGACGCCAUGUGGUAUCGUGUGCUGAUAUUUUGGCAGUUGCAGCUCGCGACUCUGUAGUUGUGCUUGGGGGACCAACAUGGAAUGUGCAACUAGGGAGAAGAGACUCAACCACGGCCAGUAGGACUAAAGCCAAAAAGGACCUCCCCUCACCAUUGAUGGACCUCCCUGCCCUCAUCAAAAACUUCAAAAAUAAAGGCCUCGACGCCAAGGACCUCGUUGCUCUCUCUGGUGGCCACUCCAUUGGGUUUGCACAGUGUUUUACCUUCAGGAAACAUAUUUACGAAGAAUCCAACAUCGACCCGACCUUUGCGCGUGAUCGCCAAUCUAGAUGCCCGAAAAACGAUGGGAACUCAAACCUAGCACCUCUGGACCCAACAGCUGCCAUUUUCGACACCAAGUAUUUCUCCAACUUGGUGAAGAAGAAGGGGCUUUUGCAUUCUGAUCAAGCACUGUAUAAUGGUGGUGAGACAGAUCAGUUGGUGAAGAGAUAUAGCACUGAUGUUUGGUCAUUCUGGAAUGAUUUUGCUAAGUCUAUGGUUAAGAUGGGUAAUAUAAAGCCAUUAACUGGGAAGAAAGGCCAGAUUAGAUCAAACUGCAGAUGGGUCAACUAGUGUUUUAGAGUCACUUGUGUCUAUUAUUUAUUUAUUUUUAUUUAUUUAUUUAUUUAUUUUUUGGGGGGGGGGUGGUUCAAAUAGCAUUAAAUAUACCAUUAAAUAUUUUUUUUUAGCAUUAAAUAUUUAAGAAAACAAUUUGUUGGGUGAUAAGUUUUUUUUGGUUUUUGUUUUUCUUUUUCUCUACCUUGAGAAAGUCGAAGGAAGAGAUUGAGUAUGUAACCUUUUUUUUACGAGGAUUUGUUUGUUCAAGACAAUGUUUGUAAAGAAUGUACGUGAUGAACAAUUGCAUCAAAUAUUUAUAAUUUU
Messenger RNA from Camellia sinensis, 1420 nucleotides. Its product is annotated as cationic peroxidase 1. NCBI's taxonomy places the organism in Eukaryota, Viridiplantae, Streptophyta, Magnoliopsida, Ericales, Theaceae. The record is from RefSeq and is a predicted model, not a curated record. Gene Ontology annotation, biological process: hydrogen peroxide catabolic process; response to oxidative stress. Gene Ontology annotation, molecular function: heme binding; peroxidase activity.